UCUAAGUAAGAUGAAUGAUGUAUCUCAAAUUCUCACCAAAAGCGGAAGGAAUACAUUGUAGAAGUGAUCUCCUAAAAAACCUACCCUUUCUUUUGACCACUCUCUCUAAAGCCUCACUCUCGGCAAGUUUUUUCUUUUUUGUUACCACGCUUUCUCUCACUACACGCUUUCUCUCUCUCUUUCUUCCCAAAUCACCCUUCUAUCCAUCGCUCCCGUCUCAGAUACACACACCACUCCCAAGCACCAACCACCGAAUAAUAACAACACAAAGGAAAAACAAGAGGAAACCCUAAUUGCACACUCUUCAGGGAAAAUUGAGGGAGAAAAUUCAUAUUUUUUUUCCUCUUUUUUUUGUUUUUUUGUUGUUGUUGGUUUUGGUUCUCCAAGAAACUUUGAUUUUGAGGAAUUAAGGGUUGGGAUAUAUGUCCUUCAAUCAAUCAAAGUCCGAUAAGAGCGACGCUGUGUACCGAAAAUCCGGGCGAUCCGCCAGCUUCAAUCAGCAGCGAGGUUCCUCCGGCGGUGCGUACGGCAAGGCCGGCGGCGGCGGUGGCGGCGCCGGGCCUUCUCCGUCGCUCUCCUCUAGCCGGAGUUUUAACAAGAAGUCUAAUAAUAAUGCACAAGGUGGGCAAUCUAGGGUAAACCCUGCACCGUUGAAUUCAGCUGAGUCUAAUAGUACUUAUGCAGCCCGGACUGUACCGAAUGGUUCCCAUGUACAGCCGCAGAUUCAUGGGGGACCCAAUGCACCAGUUACAAAUGCAACUGCCAAGCCAUCUGAAUCGUCAACUGCACAAAGGAGCACCAGACCUGUUCCAAAAGCUCCUACUUCUCAACCUCCCGCCAUGAGUUCUGAUCCAGCAGCUCCAACGACCCCUGCUAAGGGAGAUGCAUCAAAGGCAUUCCCUUUCCAAUUUGGAUCUAUUAGUCCUGGCUUUAUGAACGGGAUGGCAAUCCCUGCUCGCACAAGCUCAGCUCCUCCUAAUAUAGACGAGCAGAAGCGUGAUCAAGCUCGACAUGAUUCUUUUAGACCUGCGCCUUCAAUUCCAACUCCUCCUGUUCCAAAGCAGCAGGCAGUGAAGAAGGAUGCUAGUGUUGCUGACCAAUCUAAUGCUGGGGAGACUCAUACUGGGAUUCGAGCAAAAAAGGAUAUUCACAUGUCACCUUUACCACCAGCAAGCCAGAUGCAGAAGCCUUCUGUUAUUCCUUUAACAGGGAUUUCAAUGCCAAUGCCAUAUCACCAGUCACAGGCAUCUAUACACUAUGGUGGUCCUAAUCCGCAGAUUCAAUCUCAAGGUAUGUCAUCUGCACCUCUGCAGAUGCCAUUACCAAUGCCUUUACCAAUUGGAAGUGCUGCACAGGUGCAACAACAGGUUUUUGUUCCAAGCCUUCAACCUCAUCCUAUUCAUCCUCAGGGCAUCAUGCAUCAAGGCCAAAACAUCGGUUUCAGUCCACAAAUUGGCCCUCAGUUGCCCCAUCAGUUAGGCAACAUGGGUAUUGGCAUCAGCCCACAAUAUCCACCACAGCAAGGAGGAAAGUUUGCUGGUCCUCGUAAAACUACUCCUGUCAAAAUAACUCAUCCUGAGACACAUGAAGAGUUGAGACUUGAUAAAAGGGCAGAUGCAUAUUCAGAUGGUGGGUCAUCUGGUGCAAGGCCUCAUUCUGGCAUGCCUUCUCAAUCUCAGCCUGCCCAGCAAUUUGCAGCAUCUCAUCCUAUUAAUUACUAUCCACCCACUUCCUACAGUGCCAAUUCUCUCUUUUAUCCAACUUCUAGUUCUCUUCCAUUAACAAGUAGCCAGAUAACUCCUAACUCCCAGCCACCUAGAUUUAAUUAUGCAGUGAGCCAUGGUCUGCAAAAUGUUAGUCAUGUUAAUUCAUCAUCUCAUAGUUCCCUGCCUGUUAAUAAGGCUGGCACUCUGAUUCCUGGCAAUGCUGAACCACCUAAUACAGAUUUUUCACGUGAUGUGCAUAAUACAAUCUCGUCAGCUCCACCAGGAGUAACUUCUGUGUCUAUUAAACCAAGUGGUGGAUCUGGUGUUGUGGACUUGUCAUUUUCCAAAUCCAGUACCCAAAAGACUGGAUCUCCUAGUUCUUCAUUAACAUCUAGUGAUGCUUUCUCUUCUGUACCACUAAAAGGGUCUGAAACAGCUGAAAUCUCUUCACAACAGACUAAGUUCUCCAGUGAUUCUUCCGUUUUGGGCUCGUUGCCAAAUCUAACUGCUGCAUCUGCUGCGAAGCCAACAUCGGCUUCCCUGUUGCUUUCUAGAGAAGAUUCUGUUUCAGUUGUGCCUAAUAAUGAAGGCAGAAAGAAGGAAUCUCUUAGCAGGUCAAAUUCUUUGAAGGAUAAUCAGAAGAAAAUACAGAAGAAAGGGCAAUUGCAGCAUCAUGUUGCUGUGCAAUCUCCUGCUACAGCUAAUGUUCCUUCCCAAGCUGUUGAUAGUGGUAUCUCUGAUUGUGAAGUUUCUGAAACUGUAGGAACUGAAACAAACCAUUCUGCAGAAAUUACCAGUGAAGAUCUCUCAGCUGCAGCUUCAGACUCAUUAUCAGCUACCUGUGAGAGCAUACCUUAUGCUGUUGAAAUGAAAACUAAUGGUUCUACACAAGUGUCUUCUUGUGCAUCAGCUGAAGGACCUGUUACUAAAGUGGUGGAUAAUUUUAAAAAUCAUAACAAUGAAGAGAUGGAUGAAUUCUCACAAGAGGAUAAACUGUUACAGAAGAAUAUUUUGGAAACGGGUGGUAAAACAGAAAUUUUGUCUCUUCAAGGAUGUAAAGAUGGUGGUGACGGUCAAACAGAAUUGGAACAACCUAAGCAAGGUUCUGUGAAGUUAAGCACUGAGGUUGUGACUGUGAGGACUGUGGAUCAAGGGCAGGAUGAGUCUACAAGUUGUAGUGCAGAAUGUGACAGGACGGCUGAUAAUUUAGGCAUGUCUAUCCCUACCACAUUGGAUUCUAAAGAUGUUUCUUUAAAUAGAAACGAUAGUGUAGUUAGUGAUGAAGUUGUUUCUACAAAUUCUGGCACAUCAGAUCAGCAGUCUGCUGAUCUUUUAGAAACGUGUAAGGAUAGUUCAGAGAAUGCUGGAAGUGGUUCAGUGUCUCUUCCAGCAUCAGGUGUCAAAGACAGACCAGUUUCAGAGCCUAGUAAGGUGAAAACUACAUCAAAGGGGAAAAAGAAACGAAAAGAGAUUCUUCAGAAGGCUGAUGCUGCUGGGUCAACAUCUGAUCUUUAUAAUGCAUACAAGGGACCUGAGGAAAAGAGAGAAACUUCCGUAAGUUUAGAGAAAACAGAACUUGACGGAAAAGAAAGUACUUCUACUUCUGGAAAUUUAGAGCAGUUGCCUACUGAUGCGGCUGAGCCAGAUGCUGGAGCAAGUGAACAAAAUAAGCAGAGUAAAGCUGAACUUGAUGAUUGGGAGGAGGCAGUUGACAUGUCUACUCCAAAACUUGAAGUUUCAGAUAAAACUGAACAGGAUAGUGAUGGAAGUGCAGUUACUGCCAAAAAGUAUUCUCGAGAUUUCCUUUUGAAAUUUGCCGAGCAAUGUACUGAUCUUCCCGAAGGGCUUAAAAUCACAGCAGACAUAGCCGAGGCUUUCAUGGGUACUAAUGUUAGUCCUCAUGUAAGUGAACGUGAUUCACAUUCAUCUGGUGGAAGAACUAUUGAUAGGUCAGGUGGGAUAUCUCGAAUGGACCGUCGUGGGAGUGGUGUUAUUGAAGAAGACAAAUGGAGUAAAGUUUCUAAUGCAUUUCAUUCUAGUAUGCGUUUGGAUGGCAUUGGAGGCAAUGCAGGAUUUCGACCUGGCCAAGGAGGCAAUUUUGGUGUUUUAAGGAAUCCACGCACACAAGCACCUCUUCAAUAUGUUGCUGGUAUUCUUUCUGGUCCAAUGCAAUCCAUGGUAAAUCAGGGAGGAAUGCAAAGAAAUAGCCCUGAUGGAGAAAGGUGGCAACGUGCUACUAGCUUUCAACAGAGGGGUUUAAUCCCAUCUCCUUCUCCUCAAACUCCAUUACAGAUGAUGCACAAAGCUGAGAAGAAAUAUGAGGUGGGUAAAGUGACAGAUGAAGAAGAGGCAAAGCAGAGGCAAUUGAAGGGUAUAUUGAACAAGUUAACUCCUCAGAAUUUUGAGAAGCUUUUUGAGCAGGUUAGAGCAGUUAAUAUUGACAAUGUAGUCACUCUCAAUGGUGUCAUCUCGCAAAUCUUUGAGAAGGCCUUGAUGGAGCCUACCUUUUGUGAAAUGUAUGCCAAUUUCUGUUUUCAUCUAGCAGCUGCAUUACCUGAUCUCAGUCAAGACAAUGAAAAGAUAACUUUCAAGAGAUUAUUGUUAAACAAGUGUCAGGAAGAAUUUGAGAGGGGUGAAAGAGAGCAAGAAGAAGCUAAUAAGGCCGAUGAGGGUGAGGUCAAGCUGUCUAAUGAGGAAAGGGAAGAGAAACGGACCAAGGCAAGAAGACGUAUGUUGGGUAAUAUCAGAUUGAUUGGAGAACUAUAUAAGAAGAAAAUGUUGACAGAGAGGAUUAUGCAUGAAUGCAUCAAGAAAUUACUGGGUCAGUAUCAGGAUCCAGAUGAAGAAGAUAUUGAAGCUUUGUGCAAGCUGAUGAGUACUAUUGGGGAGAUGAUUGACCACCCCAAAGCGAAGGAACAUAUGGAUGCAUAUUUUGAAAUGUUGAGAUCCUUGUCAGUCAACAUGAACUUAUCUUCUAGGGUGAGGUUCAUGUUGAAGGAUGUCAUUGAUUUGAGGAAGAAUAAAUGGCAACAAAGAAGAAAAGUUGAAGGCCCAAAGAAGAUUGAGGAGGUGCACAGAGAUGCUUCUCAAGAGAGGAUGGCCCAAGCUGGUAGGUUGGGUCGUGGUCCCGGCAACAAUCCAACUAGAAGGACUCCUAUGGAUUUUGGUCCAAGAGGGUCAUCCAUGUUAUCUCCUAAUUCUCAGAUGGGUGGACUGCGCGGAUUUCCUACUCAAGUUCGUGGGUUUGGUUCUCAGGAUGUUCGCAUGGAUGAAAGGCAAACUUAUGAGGCCAGGACAUUGUCAGUUCCCUUGCCUCAAAGACCUUCAGGUGACGAGUCAAUAACCUUGGUACCCAUGGGUGGUCUUGCUAGAGGCAUGUCCAUUAGAGGUCCACCUGCAGUUUCAAGUUCAACUGGUCUUAAUGGCUAUAAUAAUUUUCCAGAGCGCGCCUCAUACAGCUCUAGGGAGGACCCUGCAUCAAGAUAUACACCAGAUAGAUUUUCUGGUUCAACUGCUUACGAUCAAUCUAGUGUUCAAGAUCGUAAUAUGAAUUAUGGCAGCAGGGACUUGAGAAAUUCAAAUAGGGUUCAUGAUAAACCAGUUGUAACUUCACCACCUGCCAGAAUGCAAGGUACAACAGUCUCCCAGAAUAUUUCUCCAGAGCGACUGCAGGACAUGUCCAUGUUAGCAAUCAAAGAGUACUAUAGUGCUAGAGAUUUGAACGAAGUUGUUGAAUGUAUCAAAGAUCUGAACUCUCCAAGCUUUCAUCCUUCCAUGGUCUCUCUCUGGGUGACGGACUCGUUCGAGAGAAAGGACACUGAGAGAGAUCUUUUGUCCCAGCUGCUUGUUAACCUUGUGAAAUCUGAGAAUGGACCCUUGGGUCAAGUCCAGCUCAUCAAAGGGUUUGAAUCUGUUCUAAGUACUUUGGAAGAUGCGGUUAACGAUGCCCCCAAAGCACCAGAGUUUCUUGGCCGUGUUUUUGCCAAAGCUAUAACAGAGCAUGUAGUCUCUUUGAAUGAGAUUGGGCGGUUAAUACAUGAGGGUGGAGAGGAACCUGGCAGCCUCUUAGAAGUUGGACUUGCAGCUGAUGUUCUUGGAAGCACCUUGGAGGUAAUAAAAAUGGAGAAGGGUGAUGCUGUUUUGAGUGAGAUUUGUGCAAGCUCCAAGUUGCGGUUGGAGACCUUCCGGCCACCGGAACCUCUUACAUCAAGGAAGUUAGAGAAAUUUAUUUAGGGGGAUAGAGGAAAAUAUUUAUUUAUGUCUAGUGCUGUUAGGAUACUCAAAUUUGCAGAAAUGGUUUUCUCCAUGGUUGGGGAGAAUUUUAUAUUUUCGGAUUUCUGUCUAAAUGUUAUCUUCACUGCAAUUAUAAAAGGUUCGGUUCAGCGUCUGAAAAUUUUAGGCGAGUUAUAUGAUGUCUGUCAUGAGGGGUUUACCUUUUCAGCACUCUUGUAUCAUUCAACUGUCCAUGAAAAUAUACUGCAAUAUUCAUCUGCAA
Messenger RNA from Cajanus cajan (pigeon pea), 6201 nucleotides. Its product is annotated as eukaryotic translation initiation factor 4G. Gene Ontology annotation, cellular component: eukaryotic translation initiation factor 4F complex. Lineage: Eukaryota; Viridiplantae; Streptophyta; Magnoliopsida; Fabales; Fabaceae. The record is from RefSeq and is a predicted model, not a curated record. Gene Ontology annotation, molecular function: protein binding; translation initiation factor activity; mRNA binding.